Molecule: messenger RNA, 3831 nt
Organism: Trichoplusia ni (cabbage looper)
Lineage: Eukaryota; Metazoa; Arthropoda; Insecta; Lepidoptera; Noctuidae
Exons: 14
Coding region: 957-3746 (929 amino acids)
Biological process (GO): lipid metabolic process
Molecular function (GO): lipase activity
Source: RefSeq, a predicted model, not a curated record
GACUGACAAGGAUUUUGCCGAGGUUGAGAGCAGUAAUUGACAACGCGGACGCUGGUACUUAUAGUUUAUAGGUAAAGUGGACGUACUAAACUCUUAGCAGGUAAAUGUGAGAGCAAGAGCCAAUAUAACAGCCUUAAAGUCUAUUCCUAAGCACCUACUUAUUGUUCUUAUGACGAUACUGAAGGUGAGCAUGAGUCUGCCUUCUAGUGUCCACACUACAUUUUCAUCUACAUUAUAAUGUAGGUUACCUUGCAUUAUAAACAGUUCUAUAUGCAGCAUUGACCUAAAAUAAUCUAUGAAAUGUGCAAGAGGAUUUUUUGCUGUCCAAUAUCACUUAACUUCGAAACAAAAAAGUAGCCGUGCUUACUUUUCCACUCAAUUUUAAUAACCAAAUAGUAAUUAUGCAAAUAAACAGCACAUUCGAAACUACAUUCUGCAAGCUUCAUAAAAACAAGUGCCGGUUACAUCUAAGUUUACGUCUGCGGUUACGUUGAUGUUCGCCGAGCAGUGAGCGGUAGUGACGCCACUGACGAUCAACUUAAUGCCUCUCAUUUAUUAGUUAGCAAAAACCGUGGCAGCAAACAAUAUCAGCAACAAGAGCAUUGAUGUAACAGCUGUUGCGCCGCGCAGGGGGACGAUACUUUUCUCUCGAGUUUCUCCGGCGGCGCGCGCGCAGUCGAACCUCCGCCGCGGAAAAACACGCGCGUCUUUACUCUUCGCGUUAAUCUUACUUCACGCUCAAGCAACUUAUGAGCGAAAUUAUAGGAUUAUAUUAAGAAAUUUGUGUGAAAACCCCAGUUAUAAAAGCGAGCAUUGUGUUUGUGUAAUUGAUAGGUCGAUAGAAAGUUGGUUAACUUGUUGCCUGGGUGAACAAACGUUUAACACGGUAUAUUACAAGUGGUGCACCGGAGCCGGUGGACUAACUGUAAGGCGGUCGUGAAUGCCGGGCCGCAUGGAUGGCGGCGCACGCCUGCCGCUCGAUCGCGUUACUGCUCACUGCACUGACGCUGGUCGUAGCCAAAUAUGCUGAGUUAGAAUCAUGGCGGGGAGCAGGGCGGCCGGCCACGGCGGCGCAGGAGGCCGAGGACGAGAAACGAGAUAUCGAGCUUCUGGAGGCAGUCAAAGAGUCCAUGAGAGAAUGGGAGAUGAAAAGAGCGAGAACCAGGAGUAAGAGGUCGCAAGGCAGUGUGUGCUACGGAGAGUUUGGAUGUUUCGAGGAUGCUGGGCCAUUUGCGUACCUGGAGACACUGCCCAGCCCGCCGCAGGAGGUCGGCACGCACUUCCUCCUGUACUCCACUGUCAGCCGAGGAGACCAGCCUCUGCUUGCCGUAUCAGCGAGCAACAUGUCGGCGGCGUGGGGCUGGGCGGCGCGGGCCUUUGAGCCCAACCGGCCGACGCGGGUCAUCGUCCACGGCUUCGGCUCCAACUGUGACAACGUCUGGGUCUACGAAAUGAGGUCCGCUUUGAUGGCCGUGGAAGAAUGUAAUGUCGUUUGCGUGGAUUGGGAGGGAGGUGCUACAAUGCCAAACUAUUUGAGGGCAGCCGCGAACACAAGGCUUGUUGGCAAGCAGCUGGCAAUGUUGUUGCAAGGUUUCGCCAAGCAUAUAGAUUUGCGGUUCGAGGAUGUCCAUCUCAUCGGUUUCAGUUUAGGAGCUCAUGUUGCUGGGUUUGCGGGCUCUGAAUUGAGAAAUAUUAGUCGAAUAACAGGAUUAGAUCCAGCCGGACCACUGUUCGAGUUUCAGGAUCCCCGCGCUCGCUUGGACCGCUCUGAUGCAAAAUUCGUUGAUGUUAUUCACUCUAACGGUGAAACUCUCAUACUCGGCGGCCUGGGGGCUGCUCAGCCGCUGGGACAUGUAGACUUCUAUCCGAAUGGAGGACGGGUGCAACAUGGGUGCUCUAAUUUAUUCGUCGGCGCAGUAUCUGACUUCGUCCUACCUUGGGCAGCCGCAUCCCCCGAGGGCCGGUCUCUUUGCAACCACAGGCGAGCGUACAAGUUCUUCACCGAUUCUGUCUCACCCAAGUGUCACUUCCCUGCUUUUCCUUGCGCGGAUUAUGACACCUUCUUAGAGGGCCGAUGCUUCCCUUGCGACGGCGAACGACGUUGCGGCAACAUGGGUUACUAUGCUGACAGAUCCCUGGGACGUGGUCAGCUGUAUUUACUUACGAGGGAGGAAGAACCUUUUUGUGCGCAUCAGUAUCACGUUUCGGUCUGGGCCGGCAGUGCGACGGGAGAGAAAGCGAACUAUGGCCGAGUCACGCUGACCUUGCACGGAGAUUCCGGACUCAACGAGUCCUUCCCAAUGACAAAACGCGAGGACAUUACGAACGGCAGCGCUCGCUUUACGCGGGUGUUAGUCCCACACCCAGCGUUGGGAGUGCCUUUAAGAGCCACUGUCCAGUACGCAGCUUACUCCGGAUGGUUGAGCGCAAGUUCCAAGUCCAUCCACAUACAUAAGCUCCUCAUCACCGACAGCUUUGCUAAGACAUCUUCAUUCUGCAAGAAGGGAAUCCAGCUAUUGUCUGAAGAAUCCAUCGAAAUGCAUCUUUACCCCGGAGACUGCGAAAUUCAACAGGAAGAUGAGCUACUCAAUGCGACGAGCAGCAAUCACGGAUUUAUCAAUAAUAAAGACAACAAUACAAAGGACGAAGGCAACACAAUCGACCCCGUUGACAACGAGCUUCCCGAAGACAACCCUCAAAGACCGUUUGGUCUCGUCGACACUUACGAAUGGACAGGCGGUGAAAACACUGGAAGGGCUUUCGGUAUGACCAACACCAAGACCGCUCCUAGCGGGGCCAUAGAAAUAGCUGAACCAGUGCUUCGACCGCGGCUCCGCAAAACUCCUCGCCAACGAGCUGACUCGCCGGACGAACAAGAGAUAUCUGAACCAUUGUUACGAGCAACACGACCACCAAGAACAACGACGCCAUCCCCCUUACGAAGAGCCAAAAACUACGACAUGUCGACUACCCCAACAUACGAAACUGUCACAUGGGGCGAACGAGCAGAAAAAGAUGAACCAGGGUUCGUCGUGCAAUUCCUGCCAUCUAGGCUGGCGUCAUUCAUAUCGAGAGCCGAGCGUUAUGCCCGAGAUACUCUCCUACCACUAGUGUCAGCCUAUGCACCGCGCUUGCCAAUAUUCGGGACACGAGAAGUUCCAAAACCUACCGCCAGAUUUAUCCCUACCGAGGAGCUAAACGCCACAAGUUCCGUACCGGUACCGACCCCAACACUGGAAAUGAAGAUUGAAACUCUGAGGACAGUUGGACCCCCUGGAACUAAACGCGAGGUAGAAACUCCUGAAGAGCCAGAGAUACCUGUUACUACAACAACAACGACAACUAGUACGACAACACCACCGAGUACCACAACCACCCAGAGAAUUCGAGCGUCACCAACGGAAAUGCUAAAAAUAGUACCUGGACCUGCAGCAGGCUCCAGCACUGCCUUACCUCCCGUAGCAUUAAGAAGUGAGGGCGAAAAAAUAGUCAUCGUGUACCCAAGCAACGGUAGAGACGAAAGGAAGAUUCGAUCACAUUCAUAUCCCGAAGAGCUGCAGUUCGAAGCACUCUACCGCCACACCGGGUCGCCUACUGACUUGCGCGUGGACCUUCCCACGUUCGCGCCGCCUACCACGACGAUGGCUCCCAGUACUACGUCACAGGCUAAAUCUGAUGCCAGAUACAUUCCAGUGGGCUAUGUUCAACCGGGACAACACAUAGAUUCUAAUUCUAAGCAAACGUAGCUAAUUCUUUCAUGAGACUGUAUGGUACCUACUUUUUAUGUUGUAAAUACCACUACAAGUUAGAAGUAUUUUUGUACAUAAUCUU